Molecule: messenger RNA, 3977 nt
Organism: Tachysurus vachellii
Lineage: Eukaryota; Metazoa; Chordata; Actinopteri; Siluriformes; Bagridae
Gene: reep1
Product: receptor accessory protein 1
Exons: 8
Coding region: 73-990 (305 amino acids)
Biological process (GO): endoplasmic reticulum tubular network organization
Cellular component (GO): cytoplasmic microtubule; endoplasmic reticulum membrane; endoplasmic reticulum tubular network
Molecular function (GO): microtubule binding
Source: RefSeq, a predicted model, not a curated record
CGCUGUCAAACGGUCACCGCCAGCAGUCACGAAGGAAACUCCUCCCUGCUGGCAACAAGCUCUCUUAGCGCAAUGGUCUCGUGGAUUAUUUCCAGGCUUGUGGUGCUCAUAUUUGGGACACUUUACCCUGCAUACUCGUCAUAUAAAGCUGUCAAAUCAAAAGAUGUGAGAGAAUAUGUAAAAUGGAUGAUGUAUUGGAUAAUAUUUGCACUGUUCACAACAGCUGAAGUGAUCACAGAUUUAUUCCUGUGCUGGCUCCCAUUUUACUAUGAGCUCAAAAUUGCUUUUAUGGUGUGGUUACUCUCACCAUACACAAAGGGAUCCAGUGUCCUUUAUAGGAAGUUUGUCCACCCGACUUUGUCCUCUAAAGAAAAGGACAUUGAUGAAUACCUGUGCCAAGCAAAGGACAAGAGUUAUGACACCCUGAUGCACUUUGGAAAGAAAAGCCUGAAUGUGGCUGCUACAGCUGCAGUGAUGGCUGCCACUAAGGGCCAGGGUGUGCUAUCAGAUCGUCUUCGGAGUUUCAGCAUGCAUGACCUGACCACCAUAGAUUCAGAUGGUCAGGUAAAUUCUGCUUCAGUCACCACUCAGCCUGCGUCAGGACAGCACAGAGCACGAUCCAUGAUGCGCAGCAAAUCAGAGGCAGCCUACAGCAAGAGCCCCGAGUUUGACAUAACAGAGUUUGAGAUGUUGAAUGUGGAGCAGUUUGAUUCUCUGGAGCCUUCUUCCCCUCUGACCCUCAAACCCACUCCAAUGCCAAGAUCCAUCAGCAAUCCGAGCCAGCCUCUUUCACCCCCUGAGCCUUCACAGGACAAAACUGAGGCCCCAGAGGUGCCCAAGGACAGUGAAAAAGAGGGGUGCGUCCCUGCCAACUCGGCUCAACUCAGACUGCUUAAGAGACGUGCCCCAGAGCCUCCUCCUAGAGCUUUAAGACCUGUCACCAGAUCCAGAUCCAAGAACACCCUAUCAGCAAACCCUGAGGCCAUGUGACUGUGCAUAUGCUGUGAGACUGCUUUAGCUGCCUUAGCUGCAACAUGAGGACACAGAAAAAGAGGAGACAUUGAGAUGUGUGUGCGUAUGUGUGGGGUUUGGGAGGGGGGAGGGAUGGAGGGUGCAGACAAAAGAUCAAAUAUUUAAAGCAGACUCAUCCCUAAUGAGGUAACCAAAGCGACGUGUGACCUUAUAGCAUCUGAUCUUUGACAUCUGAGGGGGAAAGUUUCAAUCGAGGUAGCACGUAUGUGGCGCCAUUUGAAGACUCUUAACCACUUAAAAGUUUGUGUUGUACAUAGUUACUGUAUGUGAAGAGUAUAUGUUUGCUUCCUUUUGUUUGUACGACUUUGGGAGAGACAGAAGCAUGCAUGUCCCUCUGGUGGUCUAACACAAGAGCAACAUUUGUCUCUGAGCACCUGUAGGCAUUGUACAGUAGCCAUGACCCUCACUGAUGAAGGCACUACGACGACACUUCAGUGGACUACUGUAAGGCUUUGUGCCGUUCAAUGCACUCAUAUGGAGCGUGCGUGGGCAUGACAGCAUCGUCCUUUCUGGAUACGUAGCCCAUUGAUAACGUCUCUCCACUAAAUCUGACAAAACUCUUGUCGGGUUGAAACGUCUCAGAGUUAAGCAGAUUUAUUUACAGAGAGAGAGUGACUUUUACAUGCAGGCUUGUAAUUCUACCAAAAAUUGUAUGGAAAAUUGUAAUGAAGAUAUUAAUCAUGUUUAUUUAAUUAUAUUUACAGGACAAAUGUGCAAUGAUGUUAGAAUAAGGUAGACUCUGUGAAAGCACAGACUGAAACCGAGCCACACUGAAGACAUUUUACCCCUGCUCUUUUUUAUUCAUGCUGUUAACAGAUAAUGUGAUCAUCCAUCACAAAAAAAAGAAAGACAAAUGAAAACAUGUCAGAAUGGUAAUUUAAGGCGAUUUAUCCAAGCAAAUAUUUCAUAUUCUUGAAGAUUUUGAGUAGCAUUCUUUAGAUAUUUUACAGUAGCAACUCUGAAUUACACAACAAGCAGAAUCAUUUUAACCUUCUGGUUUAUAGUGAAUAUUGUUUAUGUUGUUAGUUAAUAUUUUUUAUAAUAUAUUUGUUUCUUCUGUUUCUUUUUUAAAUUCUGUAAAUUUGAAUGUUAUUUUAGUUUAAAGAAUCUGAAUUCAUGUUUCACUUUUCUUAACUUUACCGUUUGCAUGAAAUCAGACGAAAUGUCGAUAGUCUGAAUGUUUUUUUUUGUACUUCUUCAUAACAGUCUGGAGUCUGCAGUAUUACUUUGUGUCUGUACACUACAGUGUGUCCCAAAUGUCUCCAUACACAGGGGACAUCGGUUGAGCCUUUGUCAGCAGAUGUCCAUGGAUGUCCACAACACGGUCAGGCUACAACAAUUCAGGUCUUUGUGUGUUUAUGUGACGUGCUCCUCAUGAUUACUGUCAAAGUCCAUCGCAAUCAUGCGACAGCUUCAUGAUCACGAUACGUCACAAUAUUGUUAUGCCAUUAUUAAGACACCAGACACCACAAGUGUACAGCUGAGCAAUUGAGGGUUAAGGACCUUGCUCAAGGGCCCAGCAAUGGUCCUAAUGGUUGAGAUUUCACAACCUUCCGAUCAGCAAGUCAACAUCUUAAGCACUCAGCUAAGACAUUUUGUAGAAGGUUUUACUGGAGACUUUUGGGAUACCCUGUAAUACUCAAUUAAGCACUGUUAAGAAUUAUAAAGCUGUGUGCUCUAUAACACACACUAGAUGGAGAAGAGUAUAGAUUUUUCAUUCUCACAGUCGUACAGUGGGCCCCUUAAAUUCUGAAUGCCCCUUAAAUUCAGAGCACUGUGGAGCCAGACAGCUAAAUUGACUGAGCAAUUCAAACUGGCCACAGCAUAUCAUGUCACUUCUUAAUAAAGAACGCUUCGAUUAUACAUUGCAAAAAACACUGACAUACUUAACUGCGUGGCUGUAACUGUUUCUGUGUUAAUGAAACUUUCUCAGAGUCAAUCAGCCUGGAAAUAUGAUGACAAUCUUAUCUCACUUCUCCUCUUUCCUCAUUCAGAUAUCAGGUAGCAAAAGCCCAUAUAGUCUCACAGAAACACAGUUGAAUUUUUUUUAUAGUAGAUAUCUUUCUCAGGUACAGUUUUGUUACAUCUUAUCACAUAUAAUCACUUUCAGUAUUUUAAUGAUCAAAUGUUAAAGGACAAACAUAAUGCAGAAGAAACAACGUAGAGGACUGAAUACUGAGAACCGUAAAUCACGACUGAUUUGAUUGUUUAGAGCAGAUCAUUCAGUAAGCAUGAUAUUUGCUCACUUAACAUUUUGACUUUGAAAUGAAAAAAGUAUAAACCGUGCAUGAGAUAUAUCAUUCUAUCAUUCUGUACAUGUAACCGUUCAAGUGCUCUGUGUGAAUCAUUGUCACGAUGAUCUGAUUCUACAUUCAUUAACACUAGUGCUAGUUUUUAGUUGAUUGUUGUUUCAGGAGUUAGUUAUUAAAGGCACAUAUCCUUAAAAAAAAAACAGGCUAAUUGAAACUUCAGUGUCUUGAUUAACCUUCAGUUUGAAUUCUUUCAUGUUCUCAAAAUUAUUUUUGAGCUGAAUUCAUUUUUUAAACUGUUCAUUGUAAGAACAAUUCUGCUUUGCUUUUUUUACACAAAUGACAAAGAAAAAUAGCCAUGAUUCAAGUAGAGGAUGUGCCUUUAAAGACUAAUAGUUACUAUUAUUAUUAAAUUAUUUGUUUGUUCAAACUCCUUGGAAGAGGGAGAAAUAAAGACAACGUAGCUAAGGAUGGACUUCAUAAGGGUCACUAAACCUUGCUUUCCUGUUAAUGAACACCACUGCACAGCUUGUAGCCCUCCUCAGUUACAAAUGUAUUUCAAAAAAACACAGCUCUCAUGUCUGGCAGGCCAGAAAACUCUCUCUUCCGCUGGUGAAUAAUGUGGGAAACGUAACAAUCUCCUCAUAUCUAUCUGAAGAUGUGUCACCAUCAGUUAAUAAAAAGGGAGACAGAACA